Messenger RNA from Diplodia corticola, 942 nucleotides. RefSeq names its product ras-like gtp-binding protein. The record is from RefSeq and is a predicted model, not a curated record. Gene Ontology annotation, molecular function: GTPase activity; GTP binding. Lineage: Eukaryota; Fungi; Ascomycota; Dothideomycetes; Botryosphaeriales; Botryosphaeriaceae. The coding region runs from base 1 to 942 and encodes 313 amino acids. Gene Ontology annotation, cellular component: endomembrane system. The transcript is spliced from 3 exons. Gene Ontology annotation, biological process: intracellular protein transport.
AUGGCCGGUUCAGACGUCGAGGCAAAGGUUGUCGUGCUAGGCUCGCAGGGCGUCGGCAAAACCAGUCUGGUCCACCGCUACGUCAAGAACGCCUUCGCAAACACCACCUCCACUGUCGGAGCCUCGUUCUUGACCAAGAAGGUCGUCGAUAUCGACACUUCCACCGUGGUUCGCCUCCAGAUAUGGGACACUGCUGGCCAAGAGAGAUACCGCAGCAUUUCAAAGCUGUACUACCGGGGCGCUAAUGCAGCUGUUCUCUGCUACGACAUCACCGAUCCGAAGUCCUUUGAGGAAAUGGGCCGCUGGCUCAUCGAGCUGAAGAACAAUCUGGGAGACGACAUCAUCCUGCACGUCGUUGGCACCAAAGUCGAUAGGGUUGCAGAGGACCCUUCGGCACGGAAGGUUCCUUUCGAAAGAUGCAUCGCCUACGUCGCCGAGAACCUGUUUCCGCAGCAGACACAGCAGGACAAACAGACCACGUCCGUGCCAAAGAGCCUUUGGGGCGUCACCGGCGGAGGCAAGGACGACAGCGGCAUGGCGAGCCCGCAAAGCAACAGGAGCAGCGGCUUCUGGGGCCAGGACGUGGGAUGGGACUGUUGCCACGAGAUCAGCGCCAAGGAUGGUGAGGGCGUUGAGGAAGUGUUCCGAGUCAUCACUCGCAAACUGGUCGAGCAGCGGAACAAGAUCAUGGAGCAGGACUUUCUCAGCUCAGGCGGCGUGACUCCUGCGCUCAACGGUGGGGCCGGCCAAGGAGGCUAUUUCGACUACUCUUCGGGGAGUGGGAGCGGCAGCUUCAGAGUCGGCUUGGGCGAUAAGCGCCGGAGUUGGCUAGGCUUCCCGACUCCUUCACCAGGACUUGGCGGGCCCAUGCAGACCCCUGGUGGCGAAGAGUGGAAUGCUGAGAUCGAGAGGACUGAAAAGAAAGGCAGUAGGUGUUGCUGA